Molecule: messenger RNA, 321 nt
Organism: Aureobasidium melanogenum CBS 110374
Lineage: Eukaryota; Fungi; Ascomycota; Dothideomycetes; Dothideales; Saccotheciaceae
Exons: 2
Coding region: 1-321 (106 amino acids)
Source: RefSeq, a predicted model, not a curated record
AUGGCUUUGAAAGAGCAUGGGGACCGUAUCGCCGAGAAACCAUUCUACAGGUUCAUCACGGUCUCGCUAAACCCCCCUGGUUUCAAGUGGAUUGUGUCCUUGAGAGGGCUGAAGGAGUAUGGCGAAGCCGGAAACAAAAGGGAUGCGAAACAUAUUGCCUCCAUGAAGAUUCCGUCCGAAGCGCAACAGAUGGUCAAUAUCUGUGAAACACUUGGAACAACUAGGACCGUACUUUCGGAGAGCAAGAGGAUAGCAGCGCAGCUCGACGCAGAUGAUAGAUGCACAUACCUCACUCAUGUAUUCAUCCUCGAAUCGCUAUGA